CAUAGUUCCGGCCUGUCAAUCAAAUGCUUUUUAUCAGCCAAUCAGAUCGUUACGCAUAAUUAGGCACAGAGACACUUCGAUCGGCGGCCAUGUUGUCCCACAAAUAAACUUGUGGGAAGUCUGUAAGGCAGACCAAACUUUUGGGCGAAAUGGUUUUGCGAUGCGCUUGGGGGACCUGUAAUGUUGAUGAGAGGUACCCAGAGAGGUUAGAGAAUGGUGUAAAGCUUAUUUUGUUCCCCAAACCUAAGACUAAUCUGGAGAAAUGCCUUCGUUGGAUCAAGGCAUGCGGGCGCCCACACGACCAGCUGAACGUCCAGCGGAUAAAUAAACAUAAAGCAGUUUGUUCAAAGCAUUUCGUUGGAGGUAAUGGACCAACUGUGCAGUUUCCAGAUCCAAUACCAGCUGAUGGCUCAGUUCUUCGGCCAACAAGACUACCUCUCAAACGAAAUUAUUCUGAAAAUCACACAGUGUCAUCAAAGAAGAGAAUUCUAAGUACCGUGGAUGGAGAAGGCAGUGUGGAUUCAAUUCCAAUGGAGAAUGAAGUUCCAAUCAAAAUUAACAACAGUAGCAACAUUGCUGUACAAACAGAAGAACCUUGUAAGCAAAAUGUUUCUCUAUUUUAUUCAGUAUUGUACAUUUUGAUUUGCAAGAAAUGGUUUUGCAUAGGUUUUGAAGAAAACACAUAAUUUUUUAAGCAUAGUGGCCAUGAAUGGCAGG
Saccostrea echinata is the source of this 717-nucleotide messenger RNA. RefSeq lists its product as uncharacterized. The record is from RefSeq and is a predicted model, not a curated record. NCBI's taxonomy places the organism in Eukaryota, Metazoa, Mollusca, Bivalvia, Ostreida, Ostreidae. The transcript is spliced from 3 exons. Bases 150 to 686 code for a protein of 178 amino acids.